UUUAAUACAAAGCUUCAAACGGUAGUGAGAGAACAACUGACUGCGGAAGGGCAUCCAUUACCUUCAGAAGUUACCAUAGCAUAUAAUUUUGAAACAAACUCAAUAGAUUUUAAAGUCAUCUCUGCAAAGAAGUCAGGUUUUACAUUUAAUGAAGCAGAUGUAUAUUCGAAUGAAAACUUCAAAGCUAUUGCAUGGUUAGAUAAUGACGAUUGCUUUAAGAAAAUAUUUAAAUACAGUGACUCAACGAUGUCAAUAGAUGACCUUCGUGGAAUGUUACCAUCGACAUUUACAGUAGAAGGUUCAGCAGGAUUGCUUACAAGAUUGUCAAUUGGUGGUAUUUGGUCUCGUGAGAACAUUGUUAUAAAAUCCAGUAUAAGUGAAUUUGCUGAAGAAUCUAUAUUAUGUCUUUCAAACUACAUGUAUUCGCCGCCAAAGCAUUAUAGUAUAACAAACUUUGUCAGUAAGUUUAACAUAAGACUUGUCGAACCUUCUUCAAUGAAAGAUGUUGUGCUACCUAAAGAUGGAAAGGAUGGACUCAUUAUUGAGAUGAUUUUAAUAGCAUAUUAA
Molecule: messenger RNA, 567 nt
Organism: Trichomonas vaginalis G3
Lineage: Eukaryota; Parabasalia; Trichomonadida; Trichomonadidae
Exons: 1
Source: RefSeq, a predicted model, not a curated record